Salvia miltiorrhiza (redroot sage) is the source of this 1067-nucleotide messenger RNA. RefSeq names its product leucine-rich repeat protein 1-like. The record is from RefSeq and is a predicted model, not a curated record. Gene Ontology annotation, molecular function: protein binding. The coding region runs from base 252 to 896 and encodes 214 amino acids. The transcript is spliced from 6 exons. Lineage: Eukaryota; Viridiplantae; Streptophyta; Magnoliopsida; Lamiales; Lamiaceae.
UAAAAAGGACUAAAUAUCUAAUUUUCUUUAAUAAAAAGAUAUAAAUCAGUAUUUACUUUCCACACAAAAAAUAUAGAAAAAAAAAAACCUUACUUUUUCGGAAUGAUUGCCAUUCCUCAAAAACCGAUCAAACUAGGAAAAAGAUUCGAUUUCUACUGAUUGUUUGCGAUUCUUCAAGAAUCCAAUUCCUCUUCUUCUUCUUCUUCUUCUUCUGCAACAUUGCACCAAUCAAUUCCGCUAACGAAGAGCUUAUGGCUGCCAUUGGUUUGCUCCUAAUCAUAGCCCUAACCGUCGCUUCGUCGGUGCCGGCGGCGCGUGGGAAUUCCGAGGUCGACGCGCUCUACGCGCUUCGCCGGAGCUUGAUCGACCCGAGGAAGGUGCUCCAGAGCUGGGAUCCGAACCUCGUGAGCCCUUGCACCUGGUUCCAUGUCACCUGCAAUCAAGAUAACCGCGUCACCCGCGUGGACCUUGGCAACUCGAAUUUGUCUGGUCAUCUAGUGCCUGAGCUUGGGAAACUUGAACAUCUUCAGUAUCUGGAGCUUUACAAAAACAACAUUCAAGGGGCGAUUCCGGCUGAGCUUGGUAAAUUGAAGAGCCUAAUUAGCUUGGAUCUAUACAACAACAACAUAUCCGGGAUAAUACCUCCAUCACUUGGAAACUUGAAGUCUCUCGUCUUUUUGCGUCUCAAUGAUAAUCGACUAAAUGGGCCGAUCCCAAGGGUUCUUACUGGUAUAUCUACCUUGAAAGUAGUUGAUGUUUCAAAUAACAAUUUGUGUGGCACUAUUCCUACUACUGGCUCGUUUGAGCACAUCCCCUUAAACAACUUUGAGAACAACCCUCGUCUGGAAGGGCCAGAGCUGCAGGGGCUUGCUAGUUAUGAUACAAACUGCUCAUGAAGAAAUGGAUGGUAGAUGAAAUGCUUCACAAAAAAGAAAGCUCCUUCUAGUCUUGAUUGCCUUUUCUCUUAAAAUUAUGUGUAUUACUUAUUUUCUUGUUGGUGUGUGUUUGGCAUAAGAUGCUUAGUGUUGUAAACUAGUUAUCGUUUAUUGAGCUUUUUUUAUGUUGCA